AUGGGAAAACAACGCGCCAUUACUUUGGUUCUUUAUGGAAUAAUUCUGUUUAAUUCUGCUACGAUUCUGAAGAGUAAGUAAACUGGGCCACUUUGUUUCUUGCUUUGCGAGCUCCCCUUUUCGAGCGAUGUAAACUGUUCAUCAAUAUUUCUGCAACCUUCUGCGAUUGUUAGCGGAAAUAGGAAACUGUCAACUCUAUCGUCAGAACAUUUUUCUCGCAUUCUAUAGAUUUUUCCACUGCAGUCAAACUUCUGCUAACGGCCACCUCUCUACAACAGCCAUUUUCUUGUGUCCCCAUCAUGGCCGUUGUAGAGAGGUUCAAAAGAAAUGUAAACUCUGACAUUUAGCUUGGACGAGAGAGCAAACAAUAUUCACCCUAACAUAAUUCAAGUCAGAAAGACAUUUUCGCAUAUUUAACUCUUAUAUAUUUUGGUUUCACAGACAUUUAUACCAAGCACGUUGCAUCUUCGCUCACAUGCUCUUAUCUGAAGAAUGUUGGGGACCCUGUGACGGAGUGUUCUCCUGAAAUAAUUUCGGGUCAUUGCACAAGAGUACUUGAUCACGUGGACACAAGUAAAGGACUUGUUCUUGGAAGGAAAAGGAACGAAAAAGGUGCUUGGUUUAAAGUAUCAAACGUUUCAUCGCAUAUCAAACAACACGAGACGUUAUGCUGUUUCGUUUGUUCAGUUAGUACUUUCAGAGUAGUCUGUGUAAAACCAAGCGAAAACUGGUCGAGAGGGGAAUUGGGGUCUAUUGAAAACCUCGACAAUAGAAUAGUGAAAAAUCAUGUUACGAAAGUGAAAGUUAAGGCUUUGCCGUAAUUAAUUAUUCUGGGGAAAACUGGUCUGGAACGCAGGCUAUGAAAAUUGACGAUCAAUAAUGGUCGAUCUACAAAUAUUUAGCAAAAGAGGAACUCCCUUUACCGAUUUAAAACUCUACAAUAAAUAAUUCCUUUUCACAUAUGAAUCAGGUAACAACAAACUGGAAACAAAAGAAAAUUAUGAAAGUUUCCGCAAAUGAAAUGCCUUUGUUUCCGAUUAGAGAGAACUGAAAAAGCCUCUUUUUAUCAAAACAGUUAAUUUUUAACGUACACAAUUCUCAAAGCAUGAUCUUUGGAGUGUUAUUUUUCAAACUUAACUGUUUUGUUUUUCUUUAUUCGUAGUUUACCUGAGUAUUGGUAUUGUAAGCAUGGAUGGUGAAGAUGACAAUUUGCUGCAAACACUUCAAUCCCUGAAAACGCACAUGUCACCAACGGAAAAAACCAAAAUCAUCAUAGUGAUAGCACUUGAUAGAAUCUCACAAAACAUAGAACAGAAUUUUCAGAACGAGCUCGACAUUGGGCUGAUUCAAGUCAUACACCCAACGCAAGAGCUUCUUGGGAGGGUCAAUACAAAAAGCACAAGAUGGAAUCCAUGGUCUUUUACGGAAAAUUUUAAGAAGAAAACAGUAGAUUUUAACAAGAGACUUAUUUUUCUAUUCGAAUAUUGUUUUCGAAUGUCUAAAAAUGUUUUACUUUUGACAGGCCAAGCGCGUGCUGUCAGGCCCUACUUUCCAGUUAUUAAACAGCAAAUUGACAAUUUCGAAAAUCUAAGUUUAUCUUCCUAUGAACACAACUUUGGGAUGAAUGGACUUCCCGGUUUAGGACGGCUUUAUUCCGCACAUCUCGCCGCGGAUGUCGCCGAAUUAUGA
Porites evermanni is the source of this 1689-nucleotide messenger RNA. The record is from the annotation of a GenBank genome assembly. Lineage: Eukaryota; Metazoa; Cnidaria; Anthozoa; Scleractinia; Poritidae.